AUGACUCCCGUCACCAUCCACACCCUCCAUUCCAUUCCCCAAAAACACAUCGCCCUCGAAACCCUCUCUCAGAUCAACCGCUUAGAACGCAAAACCUUCCCGGCCUCCGAAGCGUUCGACUUCUCCGACCAAAGUCUCUGGCGUAAGAAGCCAAAUACUCGCAUUUUAUAUGCGACCGUAACCAGUACCAGUGCCACAUCAAACACCAAAGCCCCGGCAUACAACCCCAUAAUCGCCUACGCCCUCUAUGUCCGCCAGGGGUCCACGGCCCUCCUCCACAAAAUAUGCGUGGCAGAGCCAUUCCGCAAUCGAGGGAUUGGAAGGCAAUUACUGGUCUAUGUGAUUGAGGAGCGGCUGAGGGGGUGUGUGGCUGUGCAGUUGUGGGUGGACGAGAAGAGGGAGGCGGCCAGGAGGUUGUAUAAGGGCUGUGGGUUUAUGGAGAUGGAGGCGGUGGAGGACUAUUAUGGGCCUGGGAGGAGGGGUGUAAGGAUGGUGUUGAGAUUGGAGGGACAGGGGGAGGGGUGA
Paracoccidioides brasiliensis Pb18 is the source of this 525-nucleotide messenger RNA. RefSeq lists its product as uncharacterized. The record is from RefSeq and is a predicted model, not a curated record. Gene Ontology annotation, molecular function: acyltransferase activity, transferring groups other than amino-acyl groups. Bases 1 to 525 code for a protein of 174 amino acids. The transcript has a single exon.